Molecule: messenger RNA, 2313 nt
Organism: Chanos chanos (milkfish)
Lineage: Eukaryota; Metazoa; Chordata; Actinopteri; Gonorynchiformes; Chanidae
Gene: prkg2l
Product: protein kinase cGMP-dependent 2, like
Exons: 18
Coding region: 1-2313 (770 amino acids)
Biological process (GO): protein phosphorylation
Molecular function (GO): ATP binding; cGMP-dependent protein kinase activity
Source: RefSeq, a predicted model, not a curated record
AUGGUGCCAAGUAGUGUGUGGGAAAUGGGGAAUGGUUCAAUAAAAGGCUCCCGGUUGGAGCAGACUUGCCUGGCCUCCGGUCUGAAGGAGCAGCCCGUCUGGGAAUCUGCGGAGCCCCUGAAGCUGAGAAUCGCCCGGCUGGAGGAAGAGCUUGCCCGCAGAGACCAAGAGCUACGUGCCCAGGAGCAGCAGCUGCAGACCCUGCAGAAAGAACUGGAGGCCAAAGUCUCUCAGAUCGACAAGCUCCAAGACGCGAUCGGCUACAACGGCCUCGGCCGGUCGCCUCCGGCUCCUCUGAGGCACAGUCGUCGGCUGCUGGGCGUGAUUAACCAAGGGUCCGCGCGCUUCCACAGAGUGGCCGUGGAGGUCCACAGGCGACUGAAGGCCAAAGAGGGAGUGUCGGCCGAGCCCACGUCGGGGCACUUCUGCAGCGGGCACAGGGUCCAACACAUCUCCAUAGAGAGAGCGCAUGUCCGCAAAGACUCCAGUACGAAAAAGCUGAUUAACGAGGCCAUCAUGAAUAAUGACUUUCUGAAGAAGCUGGAGUCGCAGCACAUGCGUGAGAUGGUGGAGUGCAUGUAUGAGAAAGUCUACUCGGCCGACCAGCUGGUCAUUCAGGAGGGGGAACCGGGGAACUACCUGUAUGUUCUAGCAGAUGGUUUACUUGACGUCAUACAGAACGGGAAACUCCUGGGCCAGAUGCGACCUGGGACGGCCUUCGGAGAGUUGGCCAUACUGUACAACUGUAAGAGGACGGCCACUGUGAAAGCUGUGACCCAGUCCCACAUCUGGGCUCUGGACAGACAGACCUUCCAGACCAUCAUGAUGCGCUCCACUCAGGCCAGACACGAGGAAUACUUCAGCUUCCUCCGCAGUGUGUCUUUACUGAAAGAUUUGCCAGAAGAAAAGCUUGCAAAAAUCGUGGACUGUCUCGAAGUGGAUUACUUUGACGAAGGGGAGUACAUUAUUCGUGAGGGAGAGGAAGGCAACACUUUCUUCAUUAUAGCCAAAGGAGAGGUGACAGUAACACAGAGCACGGAUGGCUGUCCUGAGCCACAGGAGAUAAAGACUCUGGGUGUGGGAGAUUACUUUGGGGAAAAGGCCCUCAUAAGUGAGGAUGUCCGAUCGGCAAACAUCAUUGCAAAGGAGAAUGACACGCAAUGUCUAGUCAUAGACAGAGAUACCUUUAACCAGACAGUGGGAACAUAUGAGGAGCUGCAGGCCUAUCUGAGGGAGUAUGUAGAGCAGUUGUCACGCAGCGACGAGAGAAGAAACGCACUGCCUCAGUCUCCUCUGUACGACUGGGGUCCCGACGGCUCGGAGCUGAAACGACUCAGGGAGAAGGUGGCCCAUCUCUCCAGUGGCUCUCCCUUCCAGAACCUUCAGAUAGUGGCCACUCUGGGUAUGGGCGGCUUUGGCCGAGUGGAGCUGGUCAAGCUGAAAGAUGAGGACACAACAUUUGCCUUGAAGUGCAUCAAAAAGAAGCAUAUUGUGGACACAAGACAACAGGAGCACAUUUACUCAGAGAAGAAUAUCCUCCAACAGACAAACUCCAACUUUAUUGUCAGAAUGUUCCGGACCUUUCGAGAUGAUAAGUAUGUGUAUAUGCUGCUGGAGGCCUGUCUGGGAGGAGAGUUGUGGAGUGUUCUAAGGGACAUGAGCUACUUUGAGGACUCCACCGCUCGGUUCUGCAUCGGCUGCGUCCUGGAGGCUUUUGAUUACCUUCACGGUAAGGGGAUCGUGUACCGUGACCUGAAACCGGAGAAUCUUCUCUUAGACGGGGAAGGCUACGUCAAAAUGGCAGAUUUUGGCUUCGCUAAGAAGAUUGGACUGGGAAAAAAGACAUGGACGUUCUGUGGCACACCAGAGUAUGUAGCCCCGGAGGUCAUAAUGAAUAAAGGUCAUGACUUCGGGGCUGACUGCUGGUCGUUAGGAAUACUCAUCUUUGAGUUACUCACAGGCAGUCCACCUUUCACAGGUUCUGACCCGAUCAAAAUCUACACCAUGGUCCUCCAUGGCAUCGAGAGGGUGGACAUUCCCAAACGGAUUUGCAAGCGUCCAGAGGACCUCAUCAGGAGACUUUGCAAGCUCAACCCAGCAGAGAGAUUAGGCAACAAGAAGAAUGGCAUCAUUGAAAUCAAGAAACACAAAUGGUUUCAAGGCUUUAACUGGGAGGGUCUGAGACGAAGGAAGCUGACAUCUCCAUUAAAGAGAGAGCUUAAGGGACCACUGGAUCAUAGUCAUUUUGACAUGUUUCCUCCAGAACCGGAGGAACCUCCGGAGGAGCUGUCGGGCUGGGACAAGGACUUCUGA